AUGAAGGUAGCAUUGUUUGUACUGGUGCUCCUCUGCGUGGCUGGAAUGCUGCAUGCUGAGGCCUCGGACCAGUCUGGAGAGAACAGUCUCACAGAAAAUGGACAGGGUUUGGGUAGAAGAUAUGCUGAGUCAACCAUUGCCAGUGACAUGAGCAAAAUCAUGGACUCCAUGGUUCAGAAGAAUUUUGUCAACUUCCUGCUCAACCAGAAGGAGAAAAAGAGCAUGUCUAAUGUCACUCCGGAGGAAGAUCCAGGGGCUCGCUUGUACAACAAUCUCCUGAAAAAGCUUGCACUGUGCAUCCGCAGCAAGGGACACAGAUCCAUGUGA
Salvelinus namaycush (lake trout) is the source of this 327-nucleotide messenger RNA. Its product is annotated as gastric inhibitory polypeptide-like. Gene Ontology annotation, cellular component: extracellular region. The record is from RefSeq and is a predicted model, not a curated record. Gene Ontology annotation, biological process: regulation of insulin secretion; response to glucose; response to starvation. Lineage: Eukaryota; Metazoa; Chordata; Actinopteri; Salmoniformes; Salmonidae. The transcript is spliced from 3 exons. Gene Ontology annotation, molecular function: hormone activity; glucagon receptor binding. Bases 1 to 327 code for a protein of 108 amino acids.